Messenger RNA from Spirodela intermedia, 2148 nucleotides. The record is from the annotation of a GenBank genome assembly. NCBI's taxonomy places the organism in Eukaryota, Viridiplantae, Streptophyta, Magnoliopsida, Alismatales, Araceae.
AUGCUCUUCUUCCUCCGGGCCUUGCCCCGCCGGGUAUACAGGACCUUUGCCUCGUCGCAGGGGAUCGGCUUCUUCUUCCCGGGCGUCGCCUCCUCCUCCGCUCGCCUUGUCGUUCGUCUUCUCCAUUGCGACAAUCUCGAAACCGUAAUCUGCUCGACCUACGACUCCGACCCCAAGGCCUUCACCCGCGGCUUCCCGGCGCCGGACGAGUUGAAGCCUGUGAUUGCCGACGCAACUCUCUUUCUAAAUGCGCUCGACUCGGUGCGGGAGAAACCUAGGAUUGCCCUACGGUUCUUCAGAUGGGCAGAGCGGCAGCCGGGAUUCGAGCGGACGGAGCUGGCCUUCUGUCUUCUCAUGGAUAUACUCGCCGGGAGGGGACUGAUGCGGGCAGCGUAUUCGGUGAUCGAAAGGGCGGUGAGCGCUCACCUUCACGGGGUCGUGGAUCUGCUGGUCAAUGGGUACACUGACGUGGACGCCUCCGUGAAGCUGCUCAACCUUAUGCUGUGCGUGUACACCAAGUGUUCGAUGGUGGAGCUCUCCGUGGAGACCUUCUACAAGAUGGCGAGGAAUGGAUACGCUCCCGAUGUAAGGAACUGCAACAAAAUUCUGAGGAUUCUGAGAGAUGGGGCAUAUGGCGCGAAGGCAAGAGCAGUUUACGAGGCAAUGGCGGAGUUUAAGAUUACGCCGACCAUCGUCACGUUCAAUACGAUGCUUGAUUCCUUCUGCAAGGAUGGGAGGUUCCAGGAGGCUCUCAACUUGUUGGAGGAGAUGCAGAAGAAAGGCUGCUUGCCGAAUGACGUCUCGUACAAUGUACUGGUCAAUGGCCUUUCCAAAGAAGGUGUGUUGGACAGAGCGAAGGAUCUGGUCGUGGAGAUGAUUAAUUCAGGGUUGAAGGUAUCUGCCUACACGUAUAAUCCCUUGAUAUAUGCAUACUGCAUGAAGGGGAACAUGAAUCAAGCUCUUCUCUUCGAGCACGAGAUGGUUAGACGAGGUGCAUUGCCCACUGCUGCAACAUACAACAUGUUCAUCUACUGGCUUUGCAGACAUGGACAAGUUAGCCUGGCCAAAGAAAAGUUUUUGGAAAUGAGUGAGAAGAAUCUGGUGCCUGAUAUCAUUUCCUACAACUCCCUAAUUUAUGGGUAUUCUCGGUCUGGGAAUCUAUCUGAGGCCCGUCGUUUGUUUGAUGAAUUGAAGGGCUUAAAUUUACUGCCGACAGCAAGAACAUACAAUACACUUAUUGAUGGUCUGUGUAGAUCAGGAUCUCUGGAUGACGCACAGAUGCUGAAAGAGGAGAUGCUUCAGUCGGGCCUCGUACCUGACGUCUUCACAUACACAGUUCUCGUCAAUGGUUGCUGCAGGGCAGGAAAUCUCUCCAUGGCAAAAUAUUUUUUUGAUGAGAUGGUGAAUAUGGGCUUGCAGCCGGAUUGCUUCGCCUACACUUCUAGGAUCUACGUUGAACUGAAGCUCGGCACGAAGGCAGAUGUCAUCCAUCUGUUCGAGGAGAUGAAACCCAGAGGAAUUUCUCCAAACGUGAUAACUUAUAAUGUGCUCAUUGGGGGGCUUUGCAAGGUCGGAAAUUUGGAGGAAGUGGACAGAUUAUUACACGGCAUGCGGCAAGAUGGGUUGUUCCCAGACUGUGUAACUUAUACUUGCAUAAUCCACGCGCAUGCUCAAAAGGGACAUCUUGCUGAAGCAACUGGCGUCUUUUACGACAUGAUCUACCGAGCAAAGCUGUCUCCAUCAGUCGUGACCUACACUGUUCUGGUUCAUGCAUUUGCUAGCAUCGGUCGGCUGGCAGCUGCAUCCAUGUUCUUCUCGCAGAUGCUUGAUAGAGGUGUAUCACCAAAUGUCAUAACUUGCAAUGCUCUUAUAAAUGGAUUGUGCAGAGUACGGAGAAUCAAGGAGGCUUAUCAGAUAUAUUAUGGCAUGCAGAAAAGAGGCUUGAUUCCCAACAAGUACACCUACACAUUACUUAUAAAUGAGAACUUCAAUGUGGGAAACUGGAAAGAGGCUUUAAGGAUGUACAGUCAAAUGGUUCAGCAGGACAUCGAACCAGAUUCUUAUAUGCAUGAUAUUCUCUCCAAGCAGUUUGGCCCAGAUUACAGACUUGGCGAAGAUCUCUGCGCGGAGAGUGAUGUCCCAGGUUGA